AUGGGGCAUAUCCUGGUUGUUGCCGCGUUUACCUUUGCGGCCGUCACGGCUUCAUCCAUCCCCGACCGCCCUACUACUCUGCCCUUGACUUUGCCCAUCGUUGAACGCUCAGAGCAGCCCAUCACUUGUCUCACUGGGAUCAAGCGCUCCCCAGAGCCUAUCAAUGGAAAACGCGGAAUAGAACAGAACUGCGGCAGAAGCCAGCGUGAUGUUACUCGAGCAUUCUCCUCGUGCGCCGCAAAGGCCCAGCAGGGUCGGGAAGCUGCCCUGAAAGGGGGAGAGUUGAUGAAGACUCUGUUCAAGAAUGAUGACGAGGAUACCCGCAAGCGAGUUGCCGACCACUUCGAACAGAUUGCGAGUCAGUGUGGCGCCAGGGAGAAUAGCGGUGUCUCUGUCAACUGUGGACAGUGUGAACAGGGCAUCGCGGGAAAGGCAUUCAAGGGAAGUGGCCCGAUUACGCUUUGUAACGUAGCCCUGGCGGACACGCAGAGCACGACACAAUGUGGUGGUCAGGACCUUGACGAUGUACUUUUACACGAAAUGUCCCACGUCUUGGGAAGUACAGACGAUCUCGGAUAUGGCUUGGAGGCUUGUAAGCAGCUUGAUGCUCAGAGAAGCCUUCAGAACGCGGAUAGUUAUACAAAGUUCGCUCGGGCCGCCACAUUGAACUGCAGUGUUGGAGGCCCCAGCGGUCCCGGAAGUGGCGGUCCCGGAAGCGGUGGUCCGGGUGAUGAUGGGUCUUCCUUCCCGCCUGGUCCAAACAAUCCCAACAAUCCCAACAAUCCCAACAAUCCCAAUAAUCCCGGCAAGCCUGGUAGACCUGGCAGACCCGGCGGUCCUGGAAGCGGUGGCCCUGGAAGCGGCGGCCCUGGAAGCGGCGGCCCUGGCAAGCCUGGCAAGCCUGGUAGACCUGGAAGACCCGGCGGUCCCGGGAGUGGCGGCCCUGGAAGCGGCGGCCCUGGAAGUGGUGGCCCCGGAGGUCCUGGAAGCGGCGGCCCUGGAAGCGGCGGCCCCGGAAGUGGUGGCCCCGGAGGUCCUGGAAGCGGUGGCCCCGGAGGUCCUGGAAGCGGUGGUCCUGGUGGUGGUGAUGGCGGUGAUGGUGGUGAUGGCCCUUUAUUCCCCCCUGGCACUGGCGGUCCUGGUAAGCCUGGUAAGCCUGGUAGACCAGGAGGUCCCGGAGGUCCCGGGAGUGGCGGCCCUGGAAGCGGCGGCCCUGGAAGUGGUGGUCCCGGAGGUCCUGGAAGCGGUGGCCCUGGUGGUGAUGGUGGCCCUUCUUUCCCUCCUUUUGAUGGCGGCAAUGGCAUUGAUGGUGGUGACGGUGGCCCUUCUUUCCCUCCUUUUGAUGGCGACAAUGGUAUUGAUGGCGGCAAUGGUAUUGAUGGCGGCAAUGGUAUUGAUGGUGGUAACGGUGGCGAUGGAAGCAACCCCUUCCCUUUCCCUCCCACCACUGGUGGUCCUGGUGGCAAUCUCGGCCCCGGGGGUGGUCAACCCCCUCUGCCUCCAUUUGACGGCGGCAAUGGCAUUGAUGGUGGUGGCGGUGAUGGGGGUUUCUUCUCUUCGUCGGGCAAUUUCCCUCCUCAGGGCGCCCCUCCUCCCGGAGGCAUCUCUGCCUUCAAUGCCCCUACUGCCCCUCAAGUUUUGCCUAUUCAAGAUUAUGAUCGUGUUGAGAGUUCAUGA
Metarhizium brunneum ARSEF 3297 is the source of this 1677-nucleotide messenger RNA. RefSeq names its product Neutral protease 2 (gene NPII). Gene Ontology annotation, molecular function: metalloendopeptidase activity. The record is from RefSeq and is a predicted model, not a curated record. Lineage: Eukaryota; Fungi; Ascomycota; Sordariomycetes; Hypocreales; Clavicipitaceae.